AGUACGAAGGAUUAAUUUAUGUUCCCAGCUUUGCAGCUGGGCAGACUUAUUCCUCCUUCUCAUUGGCUGCUGGAAUUUUGAUUUUCGAGCUGCCCGAUUUGAAGGAUCCCAAUCUAAGUCAAACAGCCAAGCGACUCAGUCAAUUCCUCUCUCGGCGAUUCAUCAAACACAAAAGACUCAGUUUCCUGUAGUACAUGGAUCCCAUCGGCGUCGAACCAACCACCGUCCACCACGUGGUGGCGAUCCCUUUCCCACUUCAAGGCCACACCAACGCCAUGAUGAGCCUCUGCAAGUUACUAGCCGCACAGAAAGACAACCUUCUCGUCACCUUCGUCGUCACCGAAGAGUGGCUCGGCAGGAUUUCCUCCGAGCCCAAGCCGGCUACCAUCCGCUUCGCCUCAAUCCCCAACAUCGGCGAGCGCGCAAAAGCAGUAGACCUUGGGGGCUUCAUCGAAGCGGUCAUGAACAAAAUGGAAACUCCCUUUGAGCAGCUCCUGGAUCGGCUCGAGCCGCCGGUAGCUCGAAUCUUGGCUGAUUUUGAGCUUCAGUGGCCUAUCGGUGUCGGGUCUCGAAGGAAAAUUCCGGUGGCAUCCCUUUGGACCAUGUCAGCGUCUUUUUUCUCGGUGCUUCAUCAUUCUUUUGCUUUCCGACAAAAUGGGCAUUUGUCGCUUCCCUUUCCAGGUGAUGGAGAAGAGCAAAUGGACACCAUACCAGGAAUUACUUCAACACAACUAGAAGAUCUAAGAACAGUAAUUCGUGAGACCGACCCACAGGCCUUGGAAACGACCUUCCAAGGCAUUUCAAAGGCAUCCAAUGCACAGUAUCUUCUACUUAGUUCUGUCUAUGAACUUGAACCCCAAGCCUUCGACACUUUGAAAGCAAUUUUCCCUUUCCCUGUUUACUCUAUUGGCCCUGCUACCCGUUACUUGGAGAUUGAAGAUUCUUCCUCUAAAAUUUGCCCUGAUCAUGAUGACCAUCUAAAAUGGUUGGACUCCCAGCCUAAAGAUUCUGUCCUGUACUUCUCUCUGGGCAGUGUCAUGCAAGUGUCAGACGCCCAAAUGGAUGAAUUUGCUGCAGCGCUGCGUAGCAGCGGCGUUCGAUUCUUCUGGGUGGCGCGUGGAGACGCAUCUCGGCUGAAAGAGAGUUGUGGUGAUAUGGGUUUGGUCGUGCCAUGGUGCGACCAACUGAGGGUGCUGUGUCAUCCUUCUAUCGGCGGUUUUUGGUCCCAUUGCGGGUGGAAUUCCACCCAAGAAGCUGUUUAUGCUGGCGUUCCGAUGCUUGCUUUUCCUCUGUUUUUGGAUCAAGUUCCUAAUAGCAGGCAGAUUGUAGAGGACUGGAAGACUGGGUGGAGUGUGAAGCGAGCAGAGGCAGGAAGUGAGAUUUUGGUGGCAAAAGAAGCCAUAGCUGAGCUUGUUCAAAGGUUCAUGGAUCUUGAAAGCUGUGAAGGAAAUGAGAUUAGGAAAAGAGCAAGAGAGCUGAAAAAUCUCUGCCGCCAAGCAAUUGCUAAGAGUGGAUCAUCUUAUGCUAACCUUGAUGCAUUUAUUUGUAACUUCUUGGAUGGCCACGGCCAUUGUGGAGUUUCUUUGUUUGAACAAAAAUCACUCUGAAUUAAUUCUAUGCUUUUUACCGUU
Messenger RNA from Corylus avellana, 1631 nucleotides. Its product is annotated as UDP-glycosyltransferase 87A1. Gene Ontology annotation, molecular function: quercetin 7-O-glucosyltransferase activity; quercetin 3-O-glucosyltransferase activity. The record is from RefSeq and is a predicted model, not a curated record. NCBI's taxonomy places the organism in Eukaryota, Viridiplantae, Streptophyta, Magnoliopsida, Fagales, Betulaceae.